GGAGUGUCGGGAUGGUGGGAAGCUUGGAGAAAGAGGGUUUUUUAGUUUCUAACACCAAGAAGGUAUAAUGUCGGAUCCUGCAUGGCAGUGGUGUACAAGGGUGAAUACCAAAGAUAGGUUAAGAGUUAAGUGCAAUUAUUGUAAGCAAAUUAUAUCAGGAGGGAUCUCUCGCUUUAAAAACCAUAUAGCUGGUACACACAGCGAUGUGGCUGCUUGCAAUGGCUCCCAAGAGAACCCAUUGCCAGCAUAUGUAAAGCACCAACAUAUGGAGCUUCUUAAUGCAGUGAAAGCAAAUAGGAUUGAAAAGGAAAUGCAAGAUGCAGAGGAAGGAUAUGGGGACCCACAUGAACAGGAAGAAAGUGAAGGUGAAGAUGUUGAGCUUGAAGAAGAACAUGUUGGUGUCAGUUUGGGAACAACUAAAGGGAAAGACAUUAUGCAUACAGGUGGUUCUUCAACUGCAACCAAAAAACGAAGAGGUGCAAGUGCAAGUACAGGUUUACGAGGACGUGGUAGGAGUGAGGGUCGUAUUGGUGUUGGUAGAAUACCUACUAUGAAGUCGAGUAAUAUGUCUGGUUUGAUCAAGAUUUUUUUUCCCACUUAUACUACUGUUGGUGCUCAGCCUGAGAUUCGUACAACCAUGUGUUCAAAAGAUAUUGUUGAAGCAACAGAUGAAACCAUAUGAAGGUGGUUCUAUGACGCAUCCAUUCCCUUCAAUGCAACAAACUCUUUUCAUUUUCAGGCUAUAGCAGAUGUGAUUGCUACUGUAGGCCGAGGGUAUAAAAUGUCCUCUUUUCAUAAAUUGCGAG
Molecule: messenger RNA, 806 nt
Organism: Nymphaea colorata (pocket water lily)
Lineage: Eukaryota; Viridiplantae; Streptophyta; Magnoliopsida; Nymphaeales; Nymphaeaceae
Exons: 2
Coding region: 68-682 (204 amino acids)
Molecular function (GO): DNA binding
Source: RefSeq, a predicted model, not a curated record